UGUCCCCGAAUCUGCCGUCACACUCCAUUGCUCUCGAUCGUUCGUCAAAGGGGCACCAACCUUCCUGCCGUCUUCUUCUUCCACCUCCAGCCUCCAGCUCCCCCCUAUAAAUCCAGCCACUUGACUCGACGACCACACCCAACGCGAUCGAGCUCGCUCGCAGGUUAAUUAGAUAGAGGUGAUGUUAAUCAUAUCAGGGCUAGCUAGCUAGAUUGUGACAGGUGUGGUGUUAGCUACUUGCCAGGGCAAUCCAGAAAGAGAGAGAAGUGAGCCAAUCAUGGGUGAUCAGACCAAGUGCUCGUCGUCGUACACGAGGCUGGGCCUGCGGCGGUGGCCGCGGCCGGCGAGGGGGUUCCGGCUGAGCCCGACGCGCAUCUCCGUGCGCCGGCUGCGUGCCAGGCUGUCGACGCUGCUGGGGCUCCUGGGCCGCUACGUGCGCAACCUGCGGCUGCUCACGAGGGGCCGCGUCGCGGCGGGCAGCAGCUCGCCCCCCGCCGGCGCCACCGGCGGCAGCAGGAGGUUUCUGGUGGGCGGCCAGAAACCAAGCGCCGCCGUCGCCGGAAAGGGAGCCCAUCACCAGGUCGGCGUCAUGGACGGCGGCAACGGCGGCAAGGCGCCGCGGCGGCCGCCGUGCACGCGCUCCAACUCGUUCUACGCGCGCGCCGUCGCCGAGUGCCUCGAGUUCAUCAAGGGCAGCAACGUCGUCCCGCCGGCCUCGCCGUCGCCGCUGCCGCCGCACGGCACGCCGCGGCGCGGCAGCAGGUGCUGAGAGAAGGCGACGACGAUCGACGCCACUAGUUUAAUUAAUUACCAGCAGGUCGUGCAGAUGAGUCCACAUCAGCUUGUAUAUACGCAAGGACCAUCGGGUUUCAUGGUUGGAUGUUUUGUUCUUGUUCUUCGUUUGGAAUCCUGGAUGUUUUUUGUUUCUUUUAAAUUUCCUUCUGUAAGAGUUUUCUGUGCUUCAGUUAGACUUUUUUUAGUGAGAAAAAAGGGUAAAAAUAUGAUGAAGGUC
Messenger RNA from Panicum virgatum (switchgrass), 1012 nucleotides. RefSeq lists its product as uncharacterized. The coding region runs from base 278 to 769 and encodes 163 amino acids. The transcript has a single exon. The record is from RefSeq and is a predicted model, not a curated record. NCBI's taxonomy places the organism in Eukaryota, Viridiplantae, Streptophyta, Magnoliopsida, Poales, Poaceae.